Solanum lycopersicum (tomato) is the source of this 4078-nucleotide messenger RNA. Lineage: Eukaryota; Viridiplantae; Streptophyta; Magnoliopsida; Solanales; Solanaceae. The record is from RefSeq and is a predicted model, not a curated record.
AGAAUUCUAAGUGAAAAUUAUUUGAGUUGUGUUUGAAGUGUAUAGCUCUGCCCCUUAAUAUAAUUCCUAUAUAAACAUUCCAUUAGGUAGCAAAUUAGAUUGCCAGAAAAACAAUAUGGGGAACGUUAAGUUUUUGUUGUUCGUGUUUUUUCUAAUACUAAUAAUGGCGAAUGGUUGUUGGGAGGAAGAGAGAAGUGCUCUCUUGGAUCUUCAAGCAAGUAUAAUAAGUUCAAAUAGUGAAUUGUUGGUCGAUUGGGCUGGAUAUAAUAAUUCUAAUGGUUUUACAGAUUGUUGUUUCUGGAAAAGGGUAAAAUGCAGCUUAGAAACAGGUCGAGUGAUCAAACUCAAUCUCAAAACAAAAUUUGGUAGAGGGGAUGGUUGGAGAUUUAAUGCCUCUCUCUUUCUUCCAUUCAAGUCACUGCAAGUUCUGGUAUUGUCUUCCCGAAAUAUUAUAGGGUGGACAAAAAAUGAAGGUUUCAGUAAACUAAGGCAGCUGCCUAACCUGAAAGAAGUGGAUUUGCAAUAUAAUUCCAUCCAUCCUCAAGUUUUACUAUCAUCUUUGUGUUCGAUUUCAUCUCUCGAGGUUCUAAAACUUGGUGUAGAUGUUGAUACCUCUUUCAGCAUACCAACGCCAUAUAAUAGCACUAUUGUUGUAAUUUUUGGAUGAAGGCAUGAAGAGUAAGAAAUGUGGAGGAGGACUAAGCAAUUUAAGAGAACUUUGGUUUGAAGGUUAAGGAAUUGAUGACAUAAAUAUCCUUUCUGCAUUGGGUAAGGUGUCCUUUCCACAAGAGAAAUUCAGAAAAAUCAAUUCACACUAAUUCCAAGUACAAUUUACUUUUCAUAAAUCAAAUGCAGGCAGACUGAGGAAUUUACAGAAACUCAAUUUGAAUUUUAAUAACUUCAAUUCCACCAUCUUUUCAUCGCUCAAGAUUUUUCCGUCUCUCAAGCAUCUCAAUCUCGCUGCCAAUGAAAUAAAUGGAAAUAUCGAAAUGAAUGGUUUGUUACACUCUCUUCCCAUAAAAGUCUUACCCGCUAACCAUAUUUUGCUCCACUAAGAUGCAUCUAAAUAAAUGGAAAUAUCAAAAUGAAUGGUUUGUGUCCUUACUAUUUGCAUGUGCAGAUAUAAUUGCUUUGAGCAACUUGAAACAUCUGGAUCUCAGGGCAAACAAUAUAGAGAGCUUUGUGACUACCAAAGGUAUCAAAAGAAUGAGUUAUUUGCGAAAUUUACAAUUCGAAAGUCUUAACUCCAACUCGAGCAGAGUCAUACAAUCCCUAAAAUCAUUCUCAUUUCUUAAAUCACUUUCUUAUGAAGAUAGUGAUCUCACUGCUCCCACCAUAAUUUAUGCAUUAAGAAAUCUGAGCACGGUGGAGUACCUAUACUUGAAGGGAUCUUCUGUAAAUGACAACUUUCUCCCAAACAUUGGACAAAUGACUUCUCUUAAAGUGUUGAGUAUGCCUUCUGGUGAAAAUAAUGGCACCCUCCCUAAUCAAGGUUGGUGUGAACUCAAACACAUUGAAGAAGUGGAUUUUUUAGACAAUAAUUUUGAGGGAACACUGCCUUCGUGUCUUGGAAACUUGACAUCACUUCGAUGGUUGUGUUUGGCCAUGAAUUACUUUAGAGGAAAUAUAGUGUCACAUUCUAUUUGGAGGAGACUUACAUCACUUGAGUACCUUGAUAUUUCACAUAACCAAUUUGAAGUUCCUCUGUCAUUCAGCCAAUUUUCCAACUAUACGAAAUUGAUCUACUUGGAUGUUGGUUAUAGUACAAUAAUUCCAGAUACCGAGUUCCAAAAUUGGAUCCCGAAUUUCCAGUUGGAGUUUUUUGGUAUAUAUGGAUAUAUAAAGCUUCAAAAGUUGCCUUCUUUCCUUCACUAUCAAUAUGACUUGAGGAUUCUUGUUAUAGAUGAAAAUCAAUUGCAAGGAAAGUUCCAGACAUGGUUAUUAGAAAAUAACACCAGACUUGCAGGGUUUUAUAGUAGAGAUAAUGCUUUCGACGGACCAUUCAAGUUGCCAUCGAUUGUUCACCUCUAUCUAGAGACGAUUGAUGUUUCUAAUAACAAACUAAACGGGCAUAUUCCAGCAAAUAUGAGUUUAGCCUUUCCGAAGCUUAGUUUUUUGAACAUGUCACAAAAUUAUCUUGAAGGUCCUAUACCUUCCAUGUUUUGUGGCACUCAUUUAGAAUUCCUAGACCUAUCUGUUAAUAAGUUGUCCGGAGAAGUUCCUGUUGAUCUGACAAUUGGUUCUCCCCAAUUGUUGUACCUUCGGUUGUCAAACAACAAGCUGAAAGGACAUAUGUUUUUGGAGGUCAAGUCACAUGUAUUGUCCUUUUUGUAUUUGAAUGGCAAUAACUUUGAAGGACCACUGCCUGAGAACAUUUUUCUCAGAUCCCUUAUUGUACUUGACGCUAGCAGGAAUAGUUUCACUGGGGAGAUUCCGAGAUGGAUUACAGAUAAUAAAAGAUUGUUACAGCUUGAUUUGUCCAAUAAUCAUCUCCAAGGUUUGAUUCCAGUUGAGAUUUGCAAUUUGAAGUUUCUUAAUGUCUUAGCUAUAUCCGAAAACAGGCUUUCAGGAUUUAUACCUUCUUGUGUGAGUUCUUUACCUCUCAAACACAUCCAUUUGGAGAAAAAUCAAUUGGGUGGUGAAUUGGGACAUGUACUUUUCAACUUCUCUUCACUGAUAACUUUGGACCUUCGCCGCAACAAUUUUGCAGGAAAUAUCUCACACGCCAUAGGCUCACUUACUAAUCUCAACUACCUUCUCCUUAGCCAUAACCAAUUGGAAGGGCAGAUUCCAACUCAGAUAUGUAUGCUGAACGACUUAUCUAUCAUAGAUUUAUCUUUCAAUAUGCUUUAUGGUCCUCUCCCUCCUUGUUUGGGUUACUUAACACGGACCAAAAAGGAUGCAGAGAUAAGUUGGACUUAUUAUCCUGCGACUUCCACGCGUUCAUGGUUAAGUUUUGAGAUCUGGAUGCGUUCGAAAAGGCAUUAUCACGAUAGUCAUGGACUUCCAAGUGACUUGUUUUUGAUGGAUGUGGAAACUCAGGUCCAGUUUUCAACAAAAAGAAACUCAUACACUUACAAGGGAAGCAUUCUUAAAUAUAUGUCGGGUAUUGAUCUCUCAAGUAAUAGAUUGACAGGUGAAAUUCCUGUUGAGUUAGGGAACAUGAGCAAUAUACAUGCAUUGAAUCUAUCGCACAACCAUCUCAACGGAAGAAUACCAAAUACCUUCUCCAACCUACAGGAAAUUGAGAGCUUAGACCUUUCCUGCAACAGAUUGAAUGGGAGCAUUCCUGUUGGUCUACUUGAGCUGAAUUCUUUGGCAGUAUUCAGUGUUGCAUACAACAACUUAUCUGGUGCAGUGCCUGAUUUUAAAGGUCAAUUUGGAACUUUUGACAAAAGCAGCUACGAGGGAAAUCCUUUUCUUUGCGGUUAUCCAUUAGAUAACAAGUGUGGGAUAUUGAGUCCUAAAUUGUCAAAGAUUAAUAGAGAUGAGGAGGAAUCAUCAGAAUUGGAGUGUUUUUACAUUGGGUUAGUUGUGUCAUAUGGAGCGAUCUUGUUGGGAUUAGCUGCAGCGCUCUGCUUGAAUAAUCAUUGGAGAAGAGCAUGGUUUAGGAUGAUAGAGGCAUUGAUGUUUUAUUGUUACUAUUUUGUGUUGGACAACAUUGUUACACCCAUCAAGAGUAGAAGGUUGAUUAAUUAGGUAGUUCUUUUAAAAAUAUUGUUGCAUGUCUAUCACUAUAUAUUAUUAUGUUGUCAUUCUAUUUUAUAAAUAUUUUUUUGUAUGAAUUAAAAUGUUCCAUUUUCAUACAUGUGUGUUGGAGUUGUUACAGCUAAUUGGGCUUCAAAAAAGAACUUUUCUUGAUCAGGAGAAAUUUAAAGAUUAUUAUGCAGAAGAAAUGACCUCGAUUAAACUGGUGCUCUAUCCUGCAAUAUUUGGAUGAUAAGUGCAUAAUUAAACACUCAUGAAGAGGAAGAGAAGAUGUAAAAAAAAAAAAUCUAUAUAUCCAUACAAUUUGUUCUGGUAAAAUUUGCAUCUCAUUAAAUCAUUAUUAAAAUCAAUGACAAUUGUUUUCUUUCUU